This is a messenger RNA of Hyaloscypha bicolor E, 932 nucleotides long. RefSeq lists its product as uncharacterized. Bases 89 to 514 code for a protein of 141 amino acids. NCBI's taxonomy places the organism in Eukaryota, Fungi, Ascomycota, Leotiomycetes, Helotiales, Hyaloscyphaceae. The transcript has a single exon. The record is from RefSeq and is a predicted model, not a curated record.
CCAAAACGACUUUUCCAACUUGACCUUAGGCACUGGGGAGGAGGAGCUUGUUUUGUCAACAGAAAGAUUUUCCGGCAAGCUGAAAAGCAUGGACUGCAAUGCCAAUAGCAGCAUCGCCAUGUCCUUCAUCUCAAACUCCACUUACAAAAGCGCGAUGGCUUUUUGGAAUUGGGUUCACUUCAGCGAAGAGCGAAGCUUCAUCCUGAUCACAAACUUUGAUGGCUGCAGUAUGGACAAGGUUCGACAGCCAUGGAUUGUUAGCAAUGUCGACUACGACCCCGCACAGCUUAUGGUACACCUGAACGCUACGCAAAAUUUUUGGCCUGAGAUUGCGCAGACAUUCAGUCUAGACUUCGGAAAAUACAUGCCCUCACCUCAGCCGGGCCAAAAACGUUCAAUCAUCGAUGUCACCCAGAGUUUCUCCAUUAACCUCAACCAUCCACUACCACAAGCCUUCUACCAGACACAGCAAUGUCCGACUACCUUCCCGAUAGCUUCCUCGCUUCGAAAUUGAUUGCAACAUUUGCAGAAGUAAAGGCACCCUCGAACUCCAAGGCCACAUCGAGUCCGACAUUUUCAGCGGGAUUUUAGACUUCACACUCACCUACAUUCUACGCUCCAUCUCAGCCGUCCUCGACCUGAAAGUGAUCGCCACCGGCACCGCGCCAACUUCAAAAUGCGGUCACUAAUGGGACCUCUUCACCAUUGGCAUUCCCGCUCUUUCUAUCCCCGAUGUUUUGAAGCUCGGACUAAACCUAGAUGUCAGCGUAGGUUUUGAUGUGACAAAGCUUUCGGGGAGUAUGAGCCUUGAAACCGGGGUGACGGGUGCAAUCUCUAACUCGGCGAGAGCGGAGGUUGAUUUGGUGAAGAAGACGAAGUUGGAUAUAAAAGGGUGAACACCGCCGUCACAGAAGUCACAUGUCUCAAAUAAC